Messenger RNA from Tigriopus californicus, 2391 nucleotides. Its product is annotated as hemocyte protein-glutamine gamma-glutamyltransferase-like. Gene Ontology annotation, biological process: peptide cross-linking. Gene Ontology annotation, molecular function: protein-glutamine gamma-glutamyltransferase activity. The record is from RefSeq and is a predicted model, not a curated record. Lineage: Eukaryota; Metazoa; Arthropoda; Copepoda; Harpacticoida; Harpacticidae.
UGGUCGGGUUCAAGUUUUGUACACCUGGCCACUUGAGUUAAGUGAAGUUGCCAGAAUUGAAGCAGAUCGCUUUGAGACAUCUUCUAAUUGAGAUUUCUCACGUGUUGCUAGUUCAUUGUGCCAAUCACCCGCAAUGAGACGAUUUGGUCGACCCAUCGGAAAUGCCGAUUCGUUGGCUUUUAUGCACUACCAUAAUACCAAAGAGCGGAAGGAAUUUGAAUUGGCAGGCCAUCCCACCAAUUAUUUCUACGGCACGAGCCAAGACCAAGGGAUUCAAGUGGCCAAGGUCGGGUUCUAUUCGGUGGAAAACAGCACCAAUCAUCGAACGGAGAAAUAUGAACAGGUCACCAUUCAUAAGAACCCCGUUUUCCGAAGGAGCAACUCAUUCUUCAUGGUCGUCGAGGCUGGGAAUCGUCCGCUUGACCUGCACAAAGAUGACGUACGACUGAUCUUUGAAUUUGGAUCUUUCGCCAGUGUACCCAAAGGAACGAAAGUGAUUGUACCGGUCACGAAUAAAUCUAGGUUGGAUAAUUCGCAUGACCAAUGGGAUGUUCUGAUUCAUCGAGAGGCUGGACCAAGUACGAUUUUACACGUUCAAAUUGGAUCCAAUGCCGCCGUGGGCCUCUGGAAAUGCAAGAUCGAAUCCGUGGUCAAAAGCGAUCCCUAUCAAUCCAAAAGCCUUCAUAUCUGCCAGAGACCGCUUUUCAUCAUAUUCAAUCCCUACAGCCCAAACGAUUCAACAUAUUACCCGAACCAAGGCGAGCUUGAGGAAUACAUCCAGAGUGACAGUGGCAAGAUUUGGAAAGGCAGCUACAAGCAGUACAACGGUCGACAUUGGCUCUACGGUCAAUUUGAAGACUUUGUUUUGCCAGCAUGCUGCUACAUCUUGGACAAAAGUGGUUUGAAACAAGGCGAGAGAUCGAACCCCGUUCGAGUGGCUCGCGCCAUCUCUGCCAUGGUCAACAGCGUCGAUGAUAACGGGGUCCUUGAAGGCAAAUGGAGCGUCCCUUAUGAUCAGGGUACCGCCCCUUGGGACUGGAACAACAGCGCCAAGAUCAUCGAACAAUACAUGAAUCAAAAUGGAAGUCCAGUGAAAUACGGUCAAUGUUGGGUCUUCUCAGCAGUGACAGUGACGAUUUGCCGAGCCUUGGGACUACCUUGUCGUUCCAUAAGUAAUUUCGUGUCGGCCCACGACACCAACCACAGCUUGACCAUCGACAAAUACUUCAAUGAGGACGGGGACGAGCUCUCAGCUGAAGAUAAUCCGGAGUUUGGCUACGACUCCAUAUGGAACUUUCAUGUGUGGAACGAUAUUUGGAUGGCCCGACCGGAUCUACCCUCGGGCUAUGGGGGUUGGCAAGCCAUUGAUUCCACUCCUCAGGAAGCAUCUGAUAAUGCAUACCAAUGUGGACCAGCUUCUGUUGAGGCAGUUCGGCGAGGGGAGAUUGGAUUAGGAUAUGACGUUCCAUUCUUGUUCUCAGAGGUCAAUGCUGAUAUCUGCCAUUUUGUCGAGGAUAAGACCUCCCCUUGGGGAUUCAAGAGAGCCAAGUUGAACAAAUAUCAUGUUGGUCGUUUGAUCCUUACAAAAGCCGUGGGGUAUUUGGAUGAAGAGGGUGAAAAGGACGCCGAGGACAUCACUUGGCAAUACAAAAACCCGGAGGGCACCAUCGACGAACGAUUGGCCGUAUUCAAUGCAGUGCGAGGGGUGGAAAAGACCAAGCGAUUCUACGAGAUCCCCACCAAGGAACAAGAAGACGUUCAUAUGGAACUGGUUGACCUAGAAAUCGAACGAUAUGGAUCACCUUUCAAGGCCCGAGUCACAUUAGAGAACCGGUCCAAUCAAGAUCGAACCUUAAAGGCCAUGCUCUCGUGCAGCUCUAUUUUUUACACCGGAGUGACUGCCAAUCCAAUCAAGAAAUCCCAAGGAGAAUUCGUACUAGGACCAAGACAAAAGGACACUCUAGCCUUAACUGUCUAUCCAGUGGAUUACAUGGGCCGAUUGGUGGACUAUUGCAUGAUGAAGAUCUAUACUCUUAUCAAUGUGAAGGAGACCAAUCAAACCUGGAGUGAAGAGGACGACUUUGUGCUUGAGAAACCCAAGUUGAAGAUCACGGUCUUGAAUCGCCUUCAAAUGGGUCGCUCUGGUCAGAUCCAAGUGAGCUUUAUGAACCCUUUGGAAGUACCUCUGACCCAAUGCAGGAUUACUUUGGAUGGCUCUGGAGCCUUUGAUGAGGUCAAGCACCAAUUGGGCGACAUCCCAGCCAUGGGAAGGUGUCUUCACACUCUGGUGGUCAGGCCCAAGAAACUCGGUUCCGGGGCUUUGGUGGCCACUUUCGCCUCGGAGGAGAUGAUUGAUGUGUAUGGCUCAUGUAAACUGGAAGUCUUUCACUA